GGAAGAGGAGAACAUGGAUUAACGUAUCGCAACUCUUAUUAUCCCCGGGUGCACCCGACUUUACACCGCGGUCCAAAAUAGACCCAUGCAAUUUGCAUUUCCAUGCUCGAAUAAUGUAGCCCAUCCUAAAAAAAAAAACAGUGCUGUUUGACCGUCCUUUGUGAAGACUGGGGGUGGUUGUCCCGGACUAACGUUAGUGGGUUAGUCGCAGCGUCGGGCCACCCCGGCCAUCUGUGGAAGUGGGACAUGGGAACAGAUGGCGCAUCCGAGCCGGCCUGCAGGGCUGCUGACGCGGUCUGUUAAGACAGCACAGAAGAUGAGUGUCGGUGAAUAAAACAAAAGGUUGUCGUUAGCUGUUGCUCGGGUUAUUGCACCAUGCCAGAGUGACUUGGAUACGAGUGCGCGUGACAGAAAGCAAUACAAGAUUGACCACAUUGACGAGUGACGACGACUCGACCACCGGCAUCAACGUAAUCCCUUUGGACGCGUCUCUGGCUCAGUGAACAAUGGUCGACAACCGCUACGCUACAGCUCUGGUCAUCGCCUGUGUGCUGAGCAUACUGGCCACCGUGUAUCUAUCGGUGGCCGUCGGGACGCAGCACUGGUACCAGUACAGCAGCCCCACCGUGCGCGGAGAGGCCAACGUGUCCGAGCUGCGCUCACUGUACGAGGAGUUCAUGGACGGGGAGUUUGAUGAGAAAACCUACAGCGACACCUUAUUCCGCCUCAACGGGACUGUGGGCCUCUGGUGGCGUUGCGUGCUCGUUCCUACCAACGCUCACUGGCACAAAGAGCGAGAUGCCAAGAUGAUGCUGGAGUGCCGAAGCUUCACUCUAUCUCAGCAGUUCACUCCCAAGUAUAAAGAACCAGGCAACCACAACAGUGGAGAGGACAUGCUGCGCACCUAUUUGUGGAGGAGCCAGUUUCUGCUCCCACUGGUGUCUUUGGGUCUGGUGGUGUUGGCAGGCCUGACUGGGUUCUGUGCUUGCCUCUGCCGAAGCCUCUCCCCAACACUCGGCAUUGGAAUACUUCACCUGCUGGCUGGCCUCUGCACCUUAGCCACUGUGUGCUGCUACCUGGCUGGGAUGGACCUGCUCCACAGGGUGUCGAUGCUGCCUGAUAAGGUGGAUGGCUCUCUGGGCUGGUCCCUCUACUUGGCCCUCAUUUCCUCGCCGCUCCACAUGAUGGCAGCUGCUCUGCUUGUGUGGGCGGCACGUAGUCACAGUCAAAACUACUACCGCAUGAGCGCCUACCGGGUGGCAUAGGCUGAGCUCUGCCCUGUUUAGAUGUACACCUUCCUCUGUCACCAAGACACGUUUUUUAAUGAUCUCUGAGGAACGGGGAUGUUGGUUAAUCUGUACAGUUUUGCCCUCGGGUGGAGUAAGUGCAUGUAGUUAUGAUCCUAUCUGCUGCAUUAAAAUAUCCAAUUUCUAUCUCUCUACGGGGUACAGAAUUGGUUUGAAAAAGGUCAACCAGAAAGAUGUGUAUUGCGCAACAUAUGUUUGCGAAAGAGUAACUUAACAUCAAGCUGGAAAGCAUUAGCUGUGUCCCAGUUCCUUUUUAUAUGUAGUGCUUUCAGUGAAAACGAUGAUAUGGUAAACACAGUACUCGCCAAAGGGAUUUCUGACAUUUAGGAAUGCAGCAACAUCGCUUAAAAAGUCAUUUUGACGGGACAAGAAACAUGAGCAGUAUAGUUUAAAAGCCACUGGUUAACUGUUGACAUCAAAAACAUGUCAUCAAAUUGGUGACUCUUUUUAAUUGUUUUUUCAGAAGUUAAAAAAUAUUUUAAGACGCAUCUCUUCAAUUGGUACAACGACUACUUGUAGCAAUGUUUACGCUGCUAUGACAUGUCAAAAUGGUUGCUGUGAAAAGGGCCUAUUAUAUACAGUUAUAUACACUUAAGAUAUACUAGAAACAGUUUUGCGUGUGGAAUUGGGAGACCGCGUUUGUUCCACAGACAUUUUGCGGUUGACCUUUUCAAGUCUAUUGCAUCUCUGUUCACACCUAAGAUUCCCAGAUGGGUGUGUUGGCAUUUCAACCCUUUGUUGCAUUCGUACAAACACCUUGCAGCACAGGUUGUACUGGACACACCCUGAGUGUGUUGUCUGGUGCUGCAUCAAAACGCAGCAACAAGAUUUAGUAGGAAAGGUGUGCUAUUAUCGUAAGAGACGACUAGACUAUUGUGUAUAUAUUGUUCUGUUAUUACAAAAAGACUUUACUUAAAUGGCAUUUAUUUAUUCAUGUCCAUUAUUACAGUCAGAUUGUGUUUCAAUGAAUUAUGUUCUGUUUUUCAAGCAUUUCUUUUUACAUUUUGACUGAUUUUGUAGGCGAAAGAUCAAAAGAUGUUUCAACAAAGUAGCGUUUGUUUUCAGCAUUUCAUGUUUUCUUGUCGCCCUUUGCUCUUAUAAUUGGUUUCCUUUUGUGAAUUACGUUGUUUGUUGUUAUGUAUUUGAUUUAUAUUUGUUUGUUUAUUUUUUGUUAAUUUGCUACCACCAUUUCAAUUCAACAGGAUUUCAGGGAAACAGUGUUUCCCUGUUAAGCAUUAAGAAUGUAAAUUAAAGUCCAUAUUGUGAUAAACGACAGUAUUACUUUGCAUUUAGAUUAUUUUUAACAAAUCCUGAAUAAUAUUGCUGGAGUGGUCAGUUGUGAAUUUCUAUUUUUUGAAGAAGUAUCCUAAAAAGAUAUUAUUUUAGAAAAGAAACAUUAUCCUAAAAACUAUGAUAUAUGUUUGCAGAUAUAUAAAUGAAUUAUAAAUUUAAAAAACUAAAGAAUGUCUGUGAAAUGAAAUGUGUGGUCUGAUGGGUCUCAUCAGUCAGAUUGUAUCUUGCAUAUUCAACCCUAUAAUUCAAGAAAUUGUUCCAUCACUGAAUUCCCUGUAGUGUAAAUAUGAAAUCCAUUAUCCACGUACGCCUGUGCUUUGUUGUGAAUGUACAGUGGGUGUGUUGUUCACUCUCCAGUUGUGAGCCUAAACGGUUAAUAAUUGUCGUUACUAUUUAAUUACUUAAAUAUCGUGUGUGUGUGUGUGUGUGUGUGUGUGUUCUCUCCAAUCAGCCGCUGUUGUUUCAAUAAAAGCUUUUUGUAACAUUU
Molecule: messenger RNA, 3087 nt
Organism: Cyclopterus lumpus (lumpfish)
Lineage: Eukaryota; Metazoa; Chordata; Actinopteri; Perciformes; Cyclopteridae
Product: claudin domain-containing protein 1-like
Exons: 4
Coding region: 507-1265 (252 amino acids)
Cellular component (GO): membrane
Source: RefSeq, a predicted model, not a curated record